This is a messenger RNA of Lachancea sp. 'fantastica', 1104 nucleotides long. NCBI's taxonomy places the organism in Eukaryota, Fungi, Ascomycota, Saccharomycetes, Saccharomycetales, Saccharomycetaceae. The record is from the annotation of a GenBank genome assembly.
AUGACAGAUUACACGGAACUUAGCGAGCUUCCAGUGAGUGUACAACAGGUGAAGAAUUGUGCUUUUUCCAGCUGGUACCACAACUUUCAAGGCCACACACCGAAGGCCGAGAUCAUCAAGCCACUACCAGAGGGAUUCAUUCGGUACCUAGAAGAAGACGGCAUUAGGCUUCCUAAUGAUAGCAACUUCCACCAGUCUUCGUAUUACCAAGAUAUCCAGAAAAGCGAGGAAAAUGAAUACAGUUAUUGGGAGGAGCAGGAGAGUGAGGAGGAAAACGAGAGGGAGAAGAGCUCGAGAGAACGCCCCGAUGCAAAUGUAACAUCGAUGUUCCCGGAGCUGCACGAAAAGUUGAAGAUUACAUUUCAACAAAUGGGUCCUCUGACUCCAAAACUGACGUGGUCGAGUCCCAAGGAUGCGACUUGGAUUCUUGCCAACAACAGUUCAAAAUGCCACGAAAUCAAUGACGUAUACUUGCUGCUCAAGGCCUCAAACCAUAUAACACACGAUCUAGACAGAGCAUUCGAUGUUUGUUUCGAUCGCACUUCGCUAGCGGAAAGCGCCGAGAAGUUUGGCCACGAGCUCAUUUUGCGUAAAUGGUUCGACAUCAACCCGGCUCUGGAGUUUCGCGUCUUUGUGAAUGACGCGAAAGUCAUAGGAGUCUCGCAAAGAGAUCUGAACUUUUACGAUUACCUACUGCCGCUAGCGGACAAUUUCAAAGAUCUCAUUGACGAGUUCGUGGAUGAACAAGCCAAUUCGAAGUUCCCGGACUCUUCGUAUGUUUGCGACGUGUACAUCCCGCGACCUUUCGAUAAGGUAUGGCUCAUCGACUUCAAUCCUUUCUGCAGAAAAACCGACUCGCUCAUGUUUUCUUGGAACGAACUUCUCACGCAAAGCCCAAGCACUCCAGAAGACGACUACGAACUACGGUUGGUAACGGAAAACAACGUUGCACGAUUUGCCGGCAAAGAACAUUCCGAAAACCAAGUUCCACAAGAUGUGGCAGAUGCCGUUACAAAUCCCGACGCAAUCAAAGAGCUGGCAUCCAAGUGGUCAGAGCUUCUAAAAAUGCAGCAAGCUGAAGACUCAAGUGAUGACGAUGAAUGA